AUGGACAAAGGACCGUCGAAACGACCCACGCGCGGUUUUGAUCGCUCCGAACAUGCUGCCGACAAACGAGACGUGAAGCCCGCGUUUCCCCGAACCAAUACGCCGCCACCCGAAGCAGGCACGAAGCCCAAGACCAAGAACUACACCGCACGACGGAGACUGCUCCUGUCGUACUGCGAGACGAUCGUGUCCGCCGAGACGUGCGUCAGACGGGGAAUGCCUUCGGCCAUCGCUGACGAUUCCGACGAUCUCGUCGACGCGAAGCUGUUGGAGCUGCUUGAGGUUGCUCGGCAGGCCAUUGAUUUGGAGAAGGAAACGAAGAGCAAUUCACCUUGA
Colletotrichum chrysophilum is the source of this 336-nucleotide messenger RNA. RefSeq lists its product as uncharacterized. Bases 1 to 336 code for a protein of 111 amino acids. The transcript is spliced from 2 exons. The record is from RefSeq and is a predicted model, not a curated record. NCBI's taxonomy places the organism in Eukaryota, Fungi, Ascomycota, Sordariomycetes, Glomerellales, Glomerellaceae.